Molecule: messenger RNA, 789 nt
Organism: Trifolium pratense (red clover)
Lineage: Eukaryota; Viridiplantae; Streptophyta; Magnoliopsida; Fabales; Fabaceae
Product: cytochrome b5
Exons: 4
Coding region: 145-552 (135 amino acids)
Cellular component (GO): membrane; intracellular membrane-bounded organelle
Molecular function (GO): heme binding
Source: RefSeq, a predicted model, not a curated record
UCGAUAAUUUUAUUGUGGGGGUUUAUAAACAAGCACAUGGCUAAUUUCCAUCACCAACCACAAAUUGAAGAGAUUUUGACACAAUCACAGUUCAUUUCUCACUCAGAAUCUACCAACAACCGGAAAGUGUGAUAGAAAAAACAAAUGGCUUCAGAUCCAAAGCUUCACACUUUUGAUGAGGUGUCAAAGCACAACAAGACCAAAGAUUGCUGGCUUAUUCUUUCUGGAAAGGUGUAUGAUGUCACCCCUUUUAUGGAGGAUCAUCCCGGAGGUGACGAGGUUCUGUUGUCUGCAACAGGGAAGGAUGCAACCAAUGAUUUUGAAGAUGUGGGACACAGUGAUUCUGCUAGAGAAAUGAUGGACAAAUACUACAUUGGUGAGAUUGAUUCGUCAACUGUGCCACUAAAGCGCUCCUACGUUCCUCCUGAGCAAUCUCAGUACAACCCUGACAAGACUUCGGAAUUUGUGAUCAAGAUUUUGCAGUUCUUGGUGCCACUCCUGAUAUUGGGAUUGGCCUUUGUUGUCCGAAACUACACCAAGAAAGAAGAGUAGUUCCUUCUUUUUCACAUUGCACCCUUGUGAGGGGUCUGUUAGUUAUUUAUAGAUGGUCAUUUAAAGGACAGUGUUUAGUUUCUUCUUGGUGUCUUGAGCAUUGAAACUGGAUUAUAUUGUGUUACAACUUUCUUUGAUAAUGGUACUAGUGUCAUUGUGGCUGAGGAACAUAAUAAUGUUGGAUGGUGAAUUUGUAUCUCUUCAUUUAGCAUCUUUGUUUCAUUAAUAUUUUCUCAA